AUGAAACGUGGGGAUGGUGAACUGAAUAUCAUGAUGCCAGGACGAUGUAUAUUAGGUAUAUUUGCAUAUGUGGGUAUCAAUCGACUGGCAUCCCUCGCCGACAGUUAUGGUCAGGACGUAACUGUUCUGGUCAACAAGGUUGCUAAGAUCAUCCAUGGUUGUGCUAAGCAUUGGGGUGGCGUUGCUAAUCAGAAUAUCGAUAACGGCUUCUUUCUCGUGUGGAAGCUAGAUAAUCAGUACGAUCCUCAAUCCAGCAAGGUGGACCUCAAGAACGAGGUGCUUCUCAAGCGAUCCAAGAUGGCAGACAAGGCAUUCUUUUGUGGUCUGAAAAUGUUAUCUCAACUUGAAAGAUUCUCCAGCCGUAGGAGUGGUGCCACUGAGGUGAGAGUCGCUUAG
Messenger RNA from Perkinsus marinus ATCC 50983, 396 nucleotides. RefSeq lists its product as hypothetical. The coding region runs from base 1 to 396 and encodes 131 amino acids. The transcript has 4 exons. Lineage: Eukaryota; Perkinsozoa; Perkinsida; Perkinsidae. The record is from RefSeq and is a predicted model, not a curated record.